Messenger RNA from Polistes canadensis, 2364 nucleotides. Its product is annotated as sodium channel protein Nach-like. Gene Ontology annotation, biological process: sodium ion transmembrane transport. Gene Ontology annotation, molecular function: ligand-gated sodium channel activity. The transcript has 10 exons. Lineage: Eukaryota; Metazoa; Arthropoda; Insecta; Hymenoptera; Vespidae. Bases 574 to 2193 code for a protein of 539 amino acids. Gene Ontology annotation, cellular component: membrane. The record is from RefSeq and is a predicted model, not a curated record.
UCAACGAGAGACCCUAAGGGAAAGGGAAUCUACGAAACUGAAGAUGGGAUACAUUUCGACUUUCAAUAUUGGUUGCCUUCCUUGCGAGAACAUUCUCAUUUUGAACGAACUACCACUACUCCUCGAAAAAUCGCUUAGUCCGAUGGCAAACGCGUAUCAAGGAGAUCGUACCUAUUCUUGUUCUUGCAUUUGGUAUUCUCAUGCACGCGUUAAUUGCAAUAAACACGAGAGAAAAAAAGUAUUAUCUAAUGCCAAGGUCGGCAAAAGGAAGGAAAGAAGGCGACGACGCGCUCUAGGACACGCGCGUGUUUUUCUUCCGAUCGAUGCCACCCUUACUUACCAUUUGCAUAUCGAAUAUAAUCGGUUAGGUUAAAUUUAUCGCGUCGACGAGGAGAAUCGAUGAAAAACAUCGAAUGAAUAUUUAAUAUCGUACGACGAGCUGGCUGACUGUCGUACGCACGACAUUCUCCUUUAAAUACCGUUCCGUUUACAUCGACUUUUCGUUUAACGGAAGAAAACCAAAUAAUAACUUUUAACAACGAAUAAUUAUUAUUCGAUUCGCGGACUAAAAACAUGAAAAGGUUACGAAAGAAGAACGAGAAAAGAGAUUCAUCCGAAUCGAAGAAAAUAUUCUGGAUCGUUUUGAGGAAUCAGGCACGAGAAUUUUGUCUCGCGACAGGGCUUCACGGAUACAAGUAUGUCGCACAAUCGCAGCGUUCCAAAAUCGAACGAAUUAUUUGGGCCAUCGUUUUGUUCGCCUCAUUCUGUUGUGCAAUUGUCCUGAUGAAAAUCGCUUGGGAUUAUUAUGCAUCUCACCCAACGCUCACGGUGAUAGAAACUACUCAUCGAGGUAUAUGGAAUUAUCCGUUUCCUGCUGUAACGAUUUGCAAUAUCAAUCGAAUAUCGUUGAAUUUGACGAGAAGCUUGGUCGAUAUGUUGAAUCAUCCGUCCAAUAUAUCCAAGGAGUUUUUGGUUCAGGAAUUCCGACUACUCUUAGAAUUACUCGAUCCUGGUGUGUUCGAGCAGGAUGUCGCGGAAAAUCUUACUCGUUUACAAAACAUCCUUGAUGAUAAUCGAUUAACGAUACCGGAAGUAAUGGAAAAGGUUACGAGGAACUGUAGCGAUCUAUUAAAAUUGUGCAAGUGGAACGACGACUCGUUCGAUUGCAACAAAUUCUUUAUUAGGAGCUUAACCAGAGACGGUCUCUGCUGCAGCUUCAAUUAUGUAUCUUCCUACCAUACGAAAAAUUCUAUCGAUCUUCAACCGAGAAGAAUACCAGCUUGCGGUUAUCAAACUGGUCUCGCCGUAUCGGUGAAUCCUGAUCCGAAUGAUUAUUUGGCUACCUUUCUUGGAUCUUUCGGUGUAAAGGUUUUAGUUCAUUAUCCAUACGAUUAUCCGGACCACAAUGCUAACGAUAAAUUGAUCGAUUUGAAUAAACAAGCUUUCCUCAGUAUUGCACCCGAAGAAACUUACGCAACGUUGGACGUUAAAGAUCUCGCUAUUUCCACGCGAAAUUGCGUUUUCAGCGAUGAAGGGGAUAGGAUACUUAAUAAUAAAAACAUCGAGUACAGAAGAUUAACGUCAGAAAAAUAUUCUUAUGUAAACUGUAUGGCGGAAUGUCGUGCCAAUACCAUCAAGAAAAAGUGCGAUUGCAUUCCUUAUUAUUUUCCACCGAGUGAAGUCAGAGUUUGUAAUUUGAAAGACGUCAAAUGUUUAUCGAUACACAGAUGUAACUUGGUACGAUACGUCCUGGCCUGGAAAAAACAUCGACGUGGAGCAAGUAAAUCUGGAAAAAAACUUAAACGAGAUAGACAAGAGACCCUGCGGAUGUGUUCCCGAUUUAACGAACUUUCACCGAGUCGAUCAAAUCAACGUUUCGUAUUAUUCUCCCUCCCAUCGUGUUAUUAUAUUUUUAGGAAAUACAAAGGAUUCCAAAAUCAAAGUAUAAUCCAUGUAUUCUUUAGCGAUUUGGUAGCCAUUCAGUAUCGUCGAAGCGUUCAUUAUAAUUGGCGUAAUUUGUUCGCGUCUUUCGGGGGACUCUUGGGUUUGUUCGUUGGAUUUAGUCUUAUGUCUGGCUUCGAAUUAAUAUAUUUCUUUAUUAUUAGAAUAAUUACUGAUAAAUUCGUAAAAGACAAUCAGGAGAAUCGCGCGAAAUCAAGAAUCUUUGCUUGCGAAAUCCAACAAAGUCACUAGAAAUGAUCUAUAUAUAUAUAUAUAUAUCUCUCUCUCUGUUUUAUGCAAAACCUUUCGCGAUACUUUGCUUAAUACGAGAAAGAAUUUAUUUUGUCGCUUACUAUUGAAAGAAGCUAUUUUGCGCGAUAGUAUACGCGAUACUGUAGUAGAUAAUUUACGAUCACGAUUUCA